Caenorhabditis bovis is the source of this 1506-nucleotide messenger RNA. Lineage: Eukaryota; Metazoa; Nematoda; Chromadorea; Rhabditida; Rhabditidae. The record is from the annotation of a GenBank genome assembly.
AUGAAGAACGGCAGCGACUCAGACGGUAAUGUUUCAUAUUCGUUAAUCCCCAAUCAUGAAAAAGAGCCUAAUUCGAAAUGCCACAUUUGCGGGGAUGUUGCUACUGGUCGCCAUUAUGGAGCUAUUGCUUGUAAUGGUUGCAAAGGAUUUUUCCGUCGGACAAUUCGAAAAAACUAUUCUUAUCGUUGUCGAUUUGGAAAUACUUGCAGCAUAGAUAAAAGCAACCGCGCUAUUUGCCGUUUCUGUCGGUACAUGAAAUGUGUCAAUUCGGGCAUGAAAGAAGAUCAAGUUCAAAAUGAGCGCGAUGUUAUUGGAAAAAGAGAGAAAACAGAAAAUGUUUCAAUGCGGAAAAAAUCAACUCCAUUGACAUCUCCUGAUUUGCCAUCGAACGACACUGCUUUAUCGGAACAUGAAGCUAUCCUCGAAAAUCUGUUGCGAUCGGAAACGACCAUUCAAAGCUUGCGGGAUACGGUGAUCAAAGAAAUCGGAAAUGUGGAAUACACUACAAAAGGAACUGAUUUUUCACAAUUGUUUGGUGUUUGUACUGCGACCUUGAAUGAUGUUUUGAAAUCGAUGCACAGUCAACUAUUGCUAGUCAUCGAAUGGGCAAAAACACUUCCUGAGUUCACUCAACUUAGGAGUGAAGACCAAACUCUUCUGCUUAAAAACUUUGCUGGCCAACAUGUCACAUUAUGUGUUGCGUACCGCUCCAAAGAUAAUCCAGACGUUUUGAAGCUUUUGAAUGAUAGAUUAAUCCCACGUGCAUCGAAUUCACCAACAAUAAUUAAUGACAAAUUGGACGGGUUUUAUCUUCGAGAUUGUGAGAAGGUAAUGGAUCAACUUGUUGCUCCAAUGCGUUUUCUGAACAUGGAUGAUACUGAAUUUGUCGCAAUGAAAGCUUGUAUCCUUUUCAAUCCAGUUGUUAGAGGAUUAUCUCCGGAGGCUGCUAAAAUUGUUCUUGCAACUCGUCGAAAAAUUUUUGCCGCUCUUCAGAACUACGUGCAAGUUAAAAAGCCAAAUGAACCGACAAGAGUUGGAGACCUCACAUUCUUCAUAUUGACACCAAUUGCAACUCUUGCUCAGCAGAUUUCUGAAGAUGUUAUGUUCACAAAAGUGAGCGGCGCUGCUCGAAUUGAUGUCUUGAUGCAGGAAUUAAUACUAUCAGAUAUCGAAGAAACAACAAAUCCACCACCACCCAACGCUCCUCUUGACGCAGAUGUUCCCACUACAAGUCAAACAACGUUGCCGCAAAUUCAACCAACACAAUAUCCAAACUUCACAAUGACAAUGGCACCGAAUAAUCCAUUCAUGACGUGUAAUGGGAUAACUAUACCACUGAAAAGUGAUAAAUCGUUUUUGAAUGACCCAACAUUUGGAUUGAUGCUACCCGUUUCACCAUUAUUCCCACAACAAAAUCUAUUGCCAAACGAACCAGUCAUGACGAAUGUACCCACUGAGCAAUGGAAUGCCUCGAACAAUACCGCGAACCUAGCAAAUCUACAAUGA